This is a messenger RNA of Leopardus geoffroyi (Geoffroy's cat), 3983 nucleotides long. It is a transcript of the gene PYGB, whose product is annotated as glycogen phosphorylase B. Gene Ontology annotation, cellular component: cytoplasm. Lineage: Eukaryota; Metazoa; Chordata; Mammalia; Carnivora; Felidae. Gene Ontology annotation, molecular function: glycogen phosphorylase activity; pyridoxal phosphate binding. The transcript has 20 exons. Gene Ontology annotation, biological process: glycogen catabolic process. The record is from RefSeq and is a predicted model, not a curated record. Bases 134 to 2665 code for a protein of 843 amino acids.
CGCAGCGCGCAGGCGCGGCCCGUGCCAGCCCUACGGCGCCGCAGUGACGGGCGCCAGAGCCGCCGCAGCAUCCUCGGUGUUGGCGUUGUCUUCCCUGCUCUGCCUCUCCUCUUCCUCCUCCUCUGACCGCGCGAUGGCGAAGCCGCUGACUGACAGCGAGAAGCGGAAGCAAAUCAGUGUGCGCGGCAUUGCAGGGCUGGGAGACGUGGCCGAGGUGCGGAAGAGCUUCAAUCGGCACCUGCACUUCACACUGGUCAAGGACCGCAAUGUGGCCACGCCCCGCGACUACUUCUUCGCGCUGGCUCACACGGUGCGCGACCACCUGGUGGGCCGCUGGAUCCGCACGCAGCAGCACUACUACGAGCGCGACCCCAAGCGCAUCUAUUAUCUUUCCCUGGAAUUCUACAUGGGCCGCACACUGCAGAACACAAUGGUGAACCUGGGCCUUCAGAAUGCUUGUGAUGAAGCCAUUUAUCAGCUGGGGCUGGACUUGGAAGAACUGGAGGAAAUAGAAGAGGACGCCGGCCUUGGGAAUGGAGGCCUGGGGAGGCUGGCAGCCUGCUUCCUUGACUCAAUGGCCACGUUGGGCCUGGCAGCAUAUGGCUAUGGAAUCCGCUAUGAGUUUGGGAUUUUUAACCAGAAGAUUGUCAACGGCUGGCAGGUGGAGGAGGCAGAUGACUGGCUGCGCUAUGGCAACCCCUGGGAGAAAGCCCGGCCCGAAUACAUGCUUCCUGUGCACUUCUACGGGAGAGUGGAGCACACCCCUGAGGGUGUCAGGUGGCUGGACACUCAGGUGGUGCUGGCCAUGCCGUACGACACCCCUGUGCCGGGCUACAGGAACAACACCGUCAACACCAUGAGGCUGUGGUCCGCCAAGGCACCCAAUGACUUCAAGCUCCAUGACUUUAAUGUGGGAGGCUACAUCGAGGCGGUCCUGGACAGGAACCUAGCCGAGAACAUCUCCAGAGUCCUGUAUCCAAAUGAUAAUUUCUUCGAGGGGAAGGAACUGCGCCUGAAGCAGGAGUACUUUGUGGUGGCUGCUACCCUCCAGGACAUCAUUCGCCGCUUUAAGUCCUCCAAGUUUGGCUGCCGGGACCCAGUGAGAACCUGUUUUGAGACAUUCUCAGACAAGGUUGCCAUCCAGCUGAAUGACACCCACCCAGCCCUUGCCAUCCCUGAGCUCAUGCGGAUACUGGUGGAUGUGGAGAAAGUAGACUGGGACAAGGCCUGGGAAAUCACAAAGAAGACAUGUGCAUACACCAACCACACUGUGUUACCUGAGGCCUUGGAGCGCUGGCCUGUGUCCAUGUUUGAGAAGCUUCUGCCACGGCACCUGGAGAUCAUCUACGCCAUCAACCAGAGGCACCUUGAUCACGUGGCUUCCCUGUUCCCUGGGGAUGUGGACCGCCUGCGGAGGAUGUCUGUGAUCGAGGAAGGGGACUGCAAGAGGAUUAACAUGGCCCACCUGUGUGUGAUCGGGUCCCACGCUGUCAACGGCGUGGCGAGGAUUCACUCAGAGAUCGUGAAGCAGUCAGUCUUUAAGGAUUUUUAUGAGCUCGAGCCAGAGAAGUUCCAGAAUAAGACAAAUGGCAUCACACCCCGAAGGUGGCUGCUCCUGUGUAAUCCGGGGCUAGCCGACACCAUUGUGGAGAAAAUCGGGGAGGGUUUCCUGACUGACUUGAGCCAACUGAAGAAGCUGCUGCCAUUGGUCAACGAUGAGGCACUCAUCAGGGACGUGGCCAAGGUCAAGCAGGAAAACAAGCUGAAGUUCUCUGCAUUCCUGGAGAAGGAAUACAAGGUGAAAAUCAACCCCUCCUCCAUGUUUGACGUGCACGUGAAGAGGAUCCAUGAGUACAAGCGGCAGCUGCUGAACUGCCUGCACAUCAUCACGCUGUACAACCGAAUAAAGAAGGACCCAACCAAGGCCUUUGUGCCCAGGACUGUCAUGAUCGGGGGCAAGGCGGCCCCUGGUUACCACAUGGCCAAGAUGAUCAUCAAGCUGGUCACAUCCAUCGGCAAUGUCGUCAACCACGAUCCAGUUGUGGGCGACAGGCUUAAAGUGAUCUUCCUGGAAAACUACCGAGUGUCCUUGGCUGAGAAAGUGAUCCCCGCUGCAGACCUGUCACAGCAGAUCUCCACUGCGGGCACUGAGGCCUCGGGCACAGGCAACAUGAAGUUCAUGCUCAAUGGGGCCCUCACCAUUGGCACGAUGGAUGGCGCCAACGUGGAAAUGGCUGAGGAAGCUGGGGCUGAGAACCUCUUCAUCUUUGGCAUGCGUGUAGAGGACGUCGAGGCCCUGGACCGGAAAGGGUACAAUGCCAGAGAGUACUACGACCACCUGCCCGAGCUGAAGCAGGCCGUGGACCAGAUCAGCAGUGGUUUCUUCUCUCCCAAGGAUCCAGACUGCUUCAGGGACAUUGUCAACAUGCUGCUGAACCACGACAGGUUCAAGGUGUUUGCAGAUUAUGAAGCAUAUGUGGCAUGCCAGGCCCAGGUGGACCAGCUGUACAGGAACCCCAGGGAGUGGACCAAGAAGGUCAUCAGGAACAUUGCCUGCUCAGGCAAGUUCUCCAGUGACCGGACCAUCACAGAGUAUGCCCGGGACAUCUGGGGCGUGGAGCCCUCUGACCUGCAGAUCCCACCCCCCAAUCUCCCCAAGGAUUAGGAGCCCUGGCAGUGGCCUUGCUUGUUUCAGUGCUGUUUCUGGAGGGCCAUGGGGAUCGUGGUGGUGGCUUGGGGUGGGAAAGGAAGGAAAGAUGUAAAGAAUAAGAUGUUCCCAGUUUUCUGCAGGAAAUUGGGGCUCACAGCACUGACCAGGGCAGCUGGCCCCGCAGCUUUAGCCCACCUGUCCCAAGGAGGUGGGGAAGGUGAAGCCACCUGCUGGGCUCCUCUGAGACCUUGCAUGCACCUUGCAGUGAGCUUGUUUUUAGUUUUGAGCUUUUGGAUUCUGGGGUCUGGGCAGGUAGCUGUGGCAAAGCCUGGGGAACUAUGUGUUUCUGCACUACAUGGGCUACCCAGCUGACCUCCCUGGCCCAGCUGUGCUCCUGGAUGUGCUGGGAGGGUCCAGUACUCCAAGCCAAGUCUGCAACUGCUAUGUAGGUGCUCUGGCCCAAGUUUCCAGACAGAUCAGAUAAAGGGGCCCUGGAUGAGUGAGGGUCACAUGGAUGAGGACACCUGUGUCCGGCAUUUUGGGGGUUUGGGCUAGGACAAGGCUGGCUGAUGCAAAGUUAGCUUGGUUUUGCUUUUUCAAGAGAAAAAUUAACUUCACAGGAAAAUGAAAGUAGCUGAAGCCUUUUCUCGUUUUAGCAACUAAAAAUUGUACUUCUGAAAUUUUGUCCUGGGUUGGCCCAGCCCUGGGGGCCUGGGAUGGAGUCAUUGCCUUUGCUGGAAAGGCUGAUAGCCCAGCCCCUGCUGCAGAUCCAUACCCGCCUUGUACCCCUGCCCUGUCCUGGGGGCUGUGUCUCCUGUCUUACACAUGAGGCUAGUCUCCUGUCUCCCUCCCUGUCUACCAGUACAACCAAGGUGGUCUAGGAAAAGGACUGAGCAGGCCCAGAAGGGAGCCCACUUUUCCACUCUGCCUGGAUGGCAGGCUGGUGGCCGUAAGGGUGGGUAAGCCCCUCUCAGCUGCCCAGAGGAGAGAGCCAGGAAGCAGCCUGGCACGCUUCACUGCAGGCUUAUUGGAGACACGGGUGGGAAGCACCCUUCCCGAGGCUCUGCCUCCUUGCAUGCUGGAUCUCAGUGGCACAGGGCUCUGCCCUCACCCCGGGUCCUGACUGCUCACAGAACCAGGCCAUGGAGGAUUUGCUCACAUGCACACUUCACCAGAGCUGCAGAGGUCUGGUGGGGAGGCCCACAUUCCAGGGCUGUGGUUGAAUCCAUGACACCCUCUGCUGCCCCAUUUCUUAGGCCACAUGUGGACCCAUCACUGUGCCACUUGCUGUUACUGCCUUGUGUGAGAAAAUGAUUAAACCUUCCUGCCUGUG